CUGUUAUAGCAACAGACGUCAGAUCAACGAGAAAUAACUGAAGGAGAGAGACCAGAGCCUCCAACCAACCAGCAACCCAACUGACUUCAUCCACUUGAGGCUUCAGUGAGAAAGACCAGGGCCUGCUCUCGUUACCCAGUUUACCUCGAAGGCUGUUGGCAGUUUGGAUUUCUUCUUUCACCUCUAAGAGUUUUCUGGAAACGUUGCCAUCAUGUCGACGGCUGUGGAAGCGACCGGGUUCAUCAUGUGCAUAAUCAGCUGGCUGGUCACCGGAGCCUCGCUGGUCAACGACUACUGGAAGAUUUCCACCGUGUCCGGCAGCGUCAUCAUCUCCCAGAGGCAGUUUGAAAACUUGUGGCACGCCUGUGCCGAAAACAGCGCCGGCAUCGCCGAAUGUAGAGACUUUGAAUCGCUGCUUGCGCUCCCUGCUCACGUGCAGGCGUGUCGCGCUCUGAUGAUCAUCUCCCUGCUGCUCGGCCUCGGCUCCAUGAUCGUGGCUCUGCUCGGACUCAAGUGCAUCAAGAUUGGAUCUUCCACCAACGAAUCCAAGGCCAAGCUCGCAGUGGUCGGAGGAAUCCUGAGCGCCCUCUCUGGUCUGUGCUGCAUGAUAGCAGUUUCCUGGUAUGCCUUCAUGGUAGUGGAGGACUUCAACAAUCCGUUCCUCGGUGGUGUGAAGUUCGAGCUGGGCACCGGCCUCUACCUGGGCUGGGGUGGAGCCUCUCUGAGUAUUCUGGGUGGAGCUUUACUCUGCACCGCCUGUAAGAGAGCGUCACCUGGAGGCAAGAAAGGUGGUUACUAUGGAAACCCGCCGCAGAAGGUCUACACAGCUACAGCCAAGUCAGAUCCGGAUUCAGCCCGAGCUUACGUCUAAACACACGCGUGUUGUUCUAUCUGUACACCUGUAAGGACGUUUACAUUCAUUUCCUGAAGGCUCACCAUAACUUUGACCUCGUCCUGAAACUCUUACAACAAAGUUUGAACCCCUGAAAAUAAGUUUUUGUUUUUGUGGGGACCAGCUGUGACAGUCCCCACAUUGUCAUGAUUACAAACACACUCGCUCUGUAAACAUACUGCCCGGUCUCUGAUUAAGUCUAAUAAACUCUCGACGUUCUUUUUCUGUCCUUUUGAAACGUUUGCUUAUUUUUAUAAAAGAGUUUUUGAGGUGAAAUCUGAAAUCUGAAUCUCUGAUGAUUGUUGAUGAUUGUUGUUUAAUCCAGUUUGGAGUUUAUUAUAAUCUUAAUAAAGUUUGUAUUACAUGAUAAAUAUGUUUUUGA
This is a messenger RNA of Larimichthys crocea (large yellow croaker), 1274 nucleotides long. It is a transcript of the gene cldn15la, whose product is annotated as claudin 15-like a. The record is from RefSeq and is a predicted model, not a curated record. Gene Ontology annotation, molecular function: structural molecule activity. Gene Ontology annotation, cellular component: bicellular tight junction; membrane. Bases 212 to 871 code for a protein of 219 amino acids. NCBI's taxonomy places the organism in Eukaryota, Metazoa, Chordata, Actinopteri, Sciaenidae. The transcript has 5 exons.